AUGGAUGACAUGAGCCCGUUUUCAACUAAUCAGUGGAUACAAGAGUAUCCCACCGCAGAGAUGACUCAAUCCGGUGGUGAACCCUCUGAUGAUACAAGCAUAGCGGUCCAUAGAGAUUCGAGCCAAGGAACCAUUGACCAGACUGGUCCAAAGCCGAUACGCAGGAAGUCAAGAGCUUCCCGGAGAGCACCAAGCAUUGUCCUGAAUGCUAGCCCGACUGAUUUCAGGGCCUUGGUUCAACGGUUCACCGGAUGCGAUAGUGGAGUUAACGUGGGUUCAGGUUUUGUUUUGGAUCCAGUUGUGAAUUUACCAAAAGGUCCUCUCAACAUAGACUUCGCAAAAAAAGAUAUAAGUACUGAAAGUUCAUCACGGUACUCAUACUUUGAUAAUCAGGUGAGCUCAACUCUCCAAGGUGAGCAAAUGCAAUCAGUUGGUGGCUUUGAUAUGCAGGUUGGCUAUGGAAUGGAGAAUGCUUCUCUUGUUUAUGAUGAAUCAACGUUAAUGGCAACACGAAGAGAUGGUGCCAGCCAUGAUCAGUAUCAUCUUUAA
Messenger RNA from Lactuca sativa (garden lettuce), 549 nucleotides. RefSeq lists its product as uncharacterized. NCBI's taxonomy places the organism in Eukaryota, Viridiplantae, Streptophyta, Magnoliopsida, Asterales, Asteraceae. The record is from RefSeq and is a predicted model, not a curated record.